AUGCUGGCCAGGGGGCUCCCUUCACGCUCAGUCCUGGUUAAAGGCUGCCAGCCCUUCCUGAGUGCCCUGCGGGAGGGCCCGGGGCAUCCCAGGGUGUCCACUGAAGAAAGAGCCAGCAGCAGCUUUGCUCGCAGCCCUCGCCCCUACAGUGAAAUUCCUUCUCCUGGUGACAAUGGCUGGCUGAACUUGUACCAUUUCUGGAGGGAGAAUGGCAUACAUGGACUCCAUUAUCGUAACAUCCAGAAUUUCCAGAAAUUUGGCCCUAUUUACAGGGAGAAGCUUGGCACCUUGGACUCUGUUUUUAUCAUUGAUCCUAAAGAUGUGGCCAUUCUCUUUAAGUCUGAGGGUCCUAGUCCAGAACGCUACCAAAUCCCACCCUGGGUUGCCUACCACCAGCAUUACAAGAAACCUGUUGGGGUCCUGCUCAAGAAGUCGGGAGACUGGAAGAAAGACCGGAUAGUCCUGAACCAGGAGUUGAUGGCUUUGGAGUCCAUAAAGAACUUCGUGCCCCUGCUGAACACAGUAUCUCAGGACUUCGUCAGCCUCCUGCACAGGCGCAUCAAUCAGCAGGGCUCUGGGAAAUACUCAGGGGACAUCAGUGAUGACCUCUUCCGCUUUGCCUUUGAGUCCAUCACGAACGUCGUAUUUGGGGAGCGCCUGGGAAUGUUACAGGAGGUGGUGGACCCUGAGGCCCAGAGAUUCAUUAAUGCCGUAUACCAGAUGUUCCACACCAGCGUCCCCAUGCUCAGCCUCCCCCCAGAUCUGUUCCGCCUGCUCAGGACCAAGACCUGGAGGGACCACGUGGCUGCAUGGGACGUAAUUUUCAACAAAGCGGAACAAUACACCCAGAACUUCUACUGGGACUUGAGACAAAACAGAGUCUUCAACGAUUACCCUGGCAUCCUCUACCGCCUCCUGGGCAAUAGCAAGCUGCCCUUUGAAGACGUCAAGGCCAAUAUCACUGAGAUGCUGGCAGGCGGCGUGGACACGACAUCCAUGACACUGCAGUGGAACCUGUAUGAGAUGGCCCGCAACCUAAAGUUGCAAGAGGCACUGCGGGCAGAGGUCCUGGCUGCCCGGCGCCAGGCCAAUGGAGACAUGCACAUGAUGCUCAAGUUGGUUCCACUCCUCAAAGCCAGCAUCAAGGAGACGCUGAGACUCCACCCCAUCUCUGUGACCGUGCAGAGAUAUCUUGUAAAUGAUGUGGUUAUUCAAGAUUACAAGAUUCCUGCCAAGACACUUGUGCAGGUAGCUACCUUUGCCAUGGGUCGGGACCCCACCUUCUUCUCCAACCCGGACUGUUUUGACCCAACCCGAUGGCUGAGCAAAGACAGGGACAUCACCUACUUCCGGAACCUGGGGUUUGGCUGGGGUACACGGCAGUGCCUGGGCCGACGCAUCGCUGAGCUUGAGAUGACGCUGUUUCUCAUCCACAUGCUGGAAAACUUCAAAAUUGAGAUCCAACAUCUCAGUGACGUGGACACCACAUUCCACCUCAUCCUGGUGCCCAGCAAGCCCAUCUUCUUCACCUUCCGGCCUCUCAACCAGGACUCGCUCCAGGCGUGA
Messenger RNA from Orycteropus afer afer, 1566 nucleotides. Its product is annotated as cholesterol side-chain cleavage enzyme, mitochondrial. The coding region runs from base 1 to 1566 and encodes 521 amino acids. The transcript is spliced from 9 exons. Gene Ontology annotation, cellular component: mitochondrial inner membrane. Gene Ontology annotation, molecular function: heme binding; monooxygenase activity; iron ion binding. The record is from RefSeq and is a predicted model, not a curated record. NCBI's taxonomy places the organism in Eukaryota, Metazoa, Chordata, Mammalia, Tubulidentata, Orycteropodidae. Gene Ontology annotation, biological process: cholesterol metabolic process; cortisol metabolic process; C21-steroid hormone biosynthetic process.